AUGAAGUUCAGAGACACCUGGGCUCACAACCAAAGCGAGCCUCGCGCUAGGGAUAGCCACCUCAGCCCCCUUGCGGCUCACCUGAUAGCGGCAUCGGGAGAAUUCGUCGGGACGUUCUUCUUCCUAUGGAUGGGCUACUCAGGCCAGACCGUGGCCCUCACCCUGGCCCCAUCUCCUGCAGCUGGGGGCGGUCCCAGCAGUGAGACGGUCGUUUACAUAUCGCUUGUGUACGGCUUCUCACUUCUGGUUAAUGCUUGGACGUUUUACCGGAUAUCAGGGGGGCUUUUUAACCCUGCAGUCUCCCUGGGCCUGAGCCUGUCUGGGCAAGUCCCGUGGAUGCGCACAGCUUUUCUGAUUCCAGCACAACUUAUCGCAUCGAUGUGUGCCGGAGGACUGGUUGCGGCCAUGUUCGGGACGGAUAUCUCGAAUGUCAACACCAUCCUCGUGUCGGGUACAUCGACAGCCCAGGGCCUCUUCAUCGAGAUGUUCAUGACCGCUCAACUAAUCUUCGUGAUCCUCAUGCUCGCCGCCGAAAAGUCGAAGGACACUUUCAUUGCUCCUGUAGGAAUAGGUCUGGCUCUUUUCAUUUGCGAACUGACUGGCGUUUACUACACUGGAGGUUCCCUCAACCCUGCGCGCAGCUUUGGAUGUGCUGUUGCGGGUAGGCAAUUUCCCGGCUAUCAUUGGAUCUAUUGGCUUGGCCCAGCUCUCGGAGCAGCUCUCUCUGCGAUGUAUUAUCGCUUUGUCAAGUGGGCACAUUAUGAGGAGGUCAAUCCUGGGCAAGAUAGCGCUGGCACGGAGCAAGAGGACGAAGUAUAA
This is a messenger RNA of Diaporthe amygdali, 819 nucleotides long. RefSeq names its product aquaporin rerated protein. NCBI's taxonomy places the organism in Eukaryota, Fungi, Ascomycota, Sordariomycetes, Diaporthales, Diaporthaceae. Gene Ontology annotation, biological process: transmembrane transport. Gene Ontology annotation, molecular function: water channel activity. The transcript is spliced from 3 exons. The coding region runs from base 1 to 819 and encodes 272 amino acids. Gene Ontology annotation, cellular component: plasma membrane. The record is from RefSeq and is a predicted model, not a curated record.